GGUUAGACUCAGGUAUUUCUCACCCUGUCGAGGAGAAGAGGGAGCGGAGCCCGUGGCUGCCUGAGAACCUUAGGGAUCCCUGAAAGAGAGAGCGGGAGGGAGAGAAAGAGAGGCAAGGGUCCAGCGCCUUGAGUGCGGAGUGAGAAUGCUGUAAGGAGCACAGUUCAGCGAGGAAAUAAACAGGACUUUUCCAUCUUUAUUUUAAAAAAGACAGUGGACUAUCCGAUCCCCGAUACGUAGGGUGAGGGUCUGAGUGGAUUGUACAGAACCAAACAGACAUAACCAGCACCAUGGGAGCCCCCAGGGUGAAGGUAAGCGAGGAGAGCAGGCAUCGUGUUCUAAGAGUGUGUCUGAGAUGUUGCUAUGCCAGGUUCUGGAUGUGAACACUGUGUUUGGUCCGAUUGUGGAGUGUGGUUCUUGGGCCUAGGUUCCCCAGGUGGUGUACUCGGUGAUGCUGGAUUGAGGAACCUAAUCUAACUAUUGGUUGUGUAAUGAUGUGGUAAUGAGGGUUUAUUUUUGGUACUGUGUGAGAGUGUAUUUGACUUGGACUGAUUUAGCUGGUGUGUAGUGAGCAUAAAGAAACCUAAAUAUACAUUGGUGUUUAAAUGAAAUACUAUGUGACCUAUUUGCAGGAUGAUUAGCCUAGCGGUUCACAUGCAUCCCCCAACAGUGUUUGAGUUCCCUCUGAAUUAAGGGUAGUUAGGAGGUAAUUACUUUAUUUUGUAUGUUUCUCAGGAAUGUGCCGAUUUGACUUUAUUGACCCUACAGAGUACUCCACUGUACACAACAGCAAGUCAAAUGACAAGGCUUGAAACAUUGUACUUCAUAACUUUGAGAGGUGAUUUUGUUAUUUGACAGUUUGGGUAAAUGUUUUUUUUUUGUUAACAGUAGCUAAAUAUAAAUGAACAAUAUCAAAUUUGCGUCAAUCAAGAAGUCCAGGAUCUCCGUUUACACUGGGUACAGAUUGAAGCAGUUGCAUUUCUUUUUGCAGCUUUCCUUUGCAGAUAGUGUAUUACUAUUCAAUGAAUAGUGAUUAUAUUGGAGAAUAAGUCUAAGUAAUGAAGAGAUACAAUAAAGCUUUUUCAUGACUACUGACCGUUUCAAUGGAAGGAUUAGGGUUAGUGGAGGUGAGCAGUCUGUAUCCCACACUGCACCUCAGUGUCCCAGGGGGCCUGGAGGUUGGUGAUGAUCACCAAUUUACACCACCAGGCAGACAUAUGGUGUCAACUCUAUGUUGCAAAGCAUUCUGGGUACUUGACCAGGUAACGUAUGGAAUACUACAGAUCAAUUGGUUUAUUUUCAACAGAUAGUCCAAAUUGUCUGCCUUAUCAUUGAGCACCAUUUGUCAUGUGAACACUGAUGUUUAUUUAUUGCCCAUUGUCUGCACAAGUGUUUAAUUGAUGAUGUCCUUUUUGGAGUUUUGAAUAAAAAGCUGGAAAUGGCAUUGAUGAAAAGUGGUGGACUCAUGGUGGACAGACAGCUGCUUGACAUCACACCAAACAGAAAAAAGGCCUUUUACCAUCUGAGGAGUGGGAUGAAGAGACAGCCUUUAGAGGACAGAGAAAUUGGCCUGGAAUGUGAGAAGGGCCUGAGAACUGCUGUGGCUCACUCUGUGGUUUUAUCCUAACAAAGAGCUUUUUGAGCCUGUAUUUCUCUAUCUUGUUCAAGACGCAGAUUAGCUCUUGCCUAAAUCUACAGAGCAUUAUACAGCCCUAUCACCUGGAUGGCUGAUCCCUGCAGAAUCUCUUCCCACAUGUCUCAUGUCAUGUGACUUCACUGUGGCAUCCAAUAGGCUGCAGUUAAUACAAGGAUGUGACUUCAGUUUAUUGACCCAUUUUCACUCUGGAAAAUAUAUAGAUGCUACACUAUUUUUGGACAUGAUUUAGCCAUAUGGCUCAAAACCAUUUGGCCACAUGGUUGUUUCCUGUAAAGUCAGGCACACAUAGAGGAGACAAUUUGUCAAAAAACAUCUGUGGCCAACUAUCACCCAUUUAGUCCCCAUGGUGUGUGGUUGAACAUUAUUGUAGCACAGGAGGUUUGUGGCACCUUAAUUGGGGAGGACGCACUCGUGGUAAUGGCUGGCGCCGAAUGAGUGAAAUGGUAUCAAAUACAUCAAACAUGGUUUCCAGGCGUUUGAUGCCAUUUAAUUUGCUCCGUUCCAGACAUUAUUAUGAGCCGUCCUCCCCUCAGCAGCCUCCUGUGGACUGUAGGUAGGCCUACUCUUUCCAAUUUCGAUAAGUAGAAUCUUGGAUAGCAGUCGGUGAUGACUUUCCACCUGACUGAUCAGAGCAUAACUUUCCCCAUUGGAGAUGUAGGCUGAAGAAAUGUAGGCUACGUGACAUGUUCCAGUAUGUCUUUUAACAAAGAUUCACCAAAGAUUCUGGCCAACUACCCAACCACAAAUCAUCUUUGGUCAUCUCCCCUAUAGCAUAUAGCCUUUUCUAGUGAUGGUCUGAUAGGCUACCAUGCAGACCAAUUUUUAUUUCAACAACCCCAAGCAACAACUCCACAAAUUGUUGCUUUCUGUGAGUUCCUUUUGGAGUAGGAUACUCAAGCUUGCUGCUUGUCAUACCGUAGAUACAGUUAUAUGAAAAUAAAGUUAGAAUUUUUCUGAUUGAGCAGAUUAGUCAUAGGCCUAAUAGGCAGGCCUACAUUUAGUCAUUGAGCUCAGGUGCAUCCUGUUUCCAUUGAUCAUCCUUGAGAUGUUUCUACGACUUGAUUGGAGUCCACCUGUGGUAAAUUCAAUUGAUUGGACAUGAUUUGGAAACACACACACCUGUCUAUAUAAGGUCCCACAGUUGACAGUGCAUGUCAGAGGAAAUACCAAGCCAUGAUGUCGAAGGAAUUGUCCUAGAGCGCCGAGACAGGAUUGUGUUGAGGCACAGAUCUGGGGACCAAAAAAUGUCUGCAGCAUUGAAGGUCCCCUAGAACACAGUGGCCUCCAUCAUUCUUAAAUGGAAGAAGUUUGGAACCACCGGACAAACUGAGCAAUCGGGGGAGAAGGGCCUUGGUCAGGGAGGUGACCAAGAACCCGAUGGUCACUCUGACAGACCUCCAGAGUUCCUCUGUGGAGAUGGGAGAAGCUUCCAGAAGAACAACCAUCUCUACAGCACUCCACCAAUCAGGCCUUUAUGGUAGAGGGGCCAGACGGAAGCCACUCCUCAGUAAAAGGCACAUGACAGCCCGCUUGGAGUUUGCCAAAAGGCACCUAAAGACUCUAAGACCAUGAGAAACAAGAUUCUCUCGUCUGAUGAAACCAAGAUUGAACUCUUUGGCCUGAAUGCCAAGCAUCCUGUCUGAAGGAAACCUGGCACCAUCCCUAUGGUGAAGCAUGGUGGUGGUAGCAUCAUGCUGUGGGGAUGUUUUUCAGCAGCAGGGUUGAGGGAAAGAUGAACGGAGCAAAGUACAGAGAAAUCCUUGAUGAAAACAAGGUGACAAGUCUCUGAAUGUCCUUGAGUGGCCCAGCCAGAGCCCGGACUUGAACCGGAUCGAAUAUCUCUGGAGAAACCUGACAAUAGCUGUGCAGCGACGCUCCCCAUCCAACCUUACAGAGCUUGAACAGAUCUACAGAGAAGAAUGGGAUGAACUACCCAAAUAUAGGUGUGCCAAGCUUGUAGGGUCAUACCCAAGAAGACUCAAGGCUGAAAUAGCUGCCAAAGGUGCUUCAACAAAGUAUUGAGUAAAGGGUCUGAAUACUUAUGUAAAUGUAAUAUUUCAGUUUUUGCUUUGUCAUUAUGAGGUAUUGUGUGUAGCUUGAUUGAUGAGGAAAAAACUAUUUAAUCCAUUUUAGAAUAAGGCUGUAAUGUAACAACAUUUGGAAAAAAUCAAGGGACCUGAAUACUUUCCGAAUGCACUGUAUGCAGUGGCGAUUUCAGCAUGUAACUCUUGGUGUUUUAUACAUGCCAGCAAAGCCACUACACAACACAACACUAAACAUGAAUUGCACUAUAACGGUGACAAACGGUGCCCACAAACUGUUAGGGCCUACAUAAAGCUGUCCAAACAGCAGUCCCAUCACCUUACCACUGCUACACCUGGUUAUCAGCGGAGCCUUGUCUGACAGCGAAUCAGUUAAUUCAGCCUCAUUUACUGCAUGAAAAAGAAACAUAGCUGAUAUGGCUGACUUGCUUAAACAAAUGUGGUUUCUACUGACAAUUGAGAUGUACAAACUAUGGCAUAAGGGGAUGACGAGCGGAUAAGAAGCUAUCCGUAAUUUCGAUUAAGACAAUGAGCGAGCUAGGACGGACAUAGUCAACAUAACUAUUUGUUCAGCACUUUUGAAAUGUACAGCGACAGAAUUCAGAACAUGGGCUAUUCUUACAGUAUUCUCCCUGAACACCAAGUCAGAACUGUAGGAUAAAUAAAGGGGACAUAUAAGCAGACAUUGAAAGCUCUUACAAUAUUUGAUGAUUACAUUUCUUACUACACAACAUACACUUAGUAUUAUUACUUUCUUAGCUACAGUAUACAUAUCUCCUUGGCAUAUUACAUCAUUUAUGCAGCAGCAUACAAGACAUUUUUGGACUCACCUUGUUGUGCUGUGCUCACUUGAACAGGACGAUGGCGCAGCGGUCCUUUGUGGGCUAAUUUUGUCAUCAAACUUUGUCAUCAAAGUCUGGCAUUCUCUGGAUUUAUGGUGCUUUCAAGACAACUGGGAACUCUGAAAAAAAAACAAGGUUGAAUCAUGAUGACGUCAGUGAUCUUCAGGUCGGAGCUCUGGAAAGAGGCCCGGUUUCCCGACUUGCAAUUCCGAGUUGGCUGACCGUUCAAAAUGUAUUUUCCCAGUCGGAGCUCGUUGUUUUCAGAGUUCCCAGUUGUCUUUAACUCACUGAAGUCAGAUUUCCCAGUUCUGAGUUUCCAGUUGUGCUGGAUUGACAGCAUGGCCAAUGUUGAAUGUUUAUCCGUUUAAGCUUGGAAAAGAGACCCUUAAACCCAGACUUGGGACCACACACCCACUCCACUGAAUAGCAGGCUAGUGAUUGCUUUGCAAUGCUUGCAGUUAGCCACUGAUUCCUUCCAAACCACUCAUUGUUGAAUUUGCGAUUUCCAACUUGUUGUGUAAUGUUGAUGGCCAAUGGCCGAUGAGCACCGAUACAUACGUUUUAUCUAUAAUUAUCUCUUCAUUAUUUCUCUUCAUAUGACAAGGAUUAAAAUGCAUUUGCCAGUAGAUUGUCGUCUUGAUUCAUGAUGAUGACUUCUAGCUUGCUAGCUAAGAUUUUGAAAGUAUGAUAUUGACAUGAUCAGUCCAAUCAAAGCUACUGUAUAUAUAACAUGAUUUGACAUAAUUUAAUCUGUGGCCACUGACCUUGAGCCUUCUUGGAUGGGCACUUCUAAUGUAAGUCUAUGGCAGCACCAAAGGGGCUUGAAUUGUUUAGCUCUACCCUUAGAUUUGGCGGUGACGUAGUGUCCCCCGUAGUGACAGAACAAUGAGCCAAUCACGAUGCAACUAGAGAACAUUACCCAAUCCCGGUGCAACUAGAGAACAUUACCAACCCCUACGCUCUGUAUUUUCCGCUGGCUGCCCCACCACCACAGAAAGCACUGAGCUAGGCUGAAACACCUGCCUCAAGAAAGCAAAAAAGAGACCAAAUUUGUAUGCGGCUUUAUUAACUCAAUGAAUUUUAUAUUUAUUUUUUUACAUUGUUAGCAAACUGAAAUGUGACACGUAUUAAUGUCAAAAUAACAUGCAGAACAGGCAACUUAUUUUUGCUAAAAAGGUGGGACAGGUCGCCACUGACUGUAUGUCUGAAACUUGAAAAGGGCCAUGAUAAUCGGGAAUAAACAUUUUCUUAGUGAGCCAUUAGCCUUCAGUAGCCGAGACAUCUAGUCACCAAAUGUUUUGUCCUCAAAACAGUUAUUAAUUUAAGAAGGAGUUAAAAGUGUAACGAAAUAAGAGUGCAUGCAGGCUAUACUUUGAGCAGUGAGGUCUUCCACCUUCCAACAAAGGUAGGUCUUCCAAACAUUGUAUUUUGUUUAUCGUGAUAGCAGCGAAGAAAUAGGCUAAAGCCUACAUGGUCGUUUUAACCUUGCUUUAUUUUCCCGCCUUUUCCACAGAAGUCCGUUUUUCUCGCGGCUGCUCUUACUCCUAUUGUGCAUCCCCCCCUCGCUCGCACAGGACGAGUACUCUGGUUACCACUCAGGUGAGCUGCCUGCACAUGCCUUGUUCGCACCAUUAGCCUUCUCGCCAAUACUGUUUGAUGUUUGCUAAUUAUCUACAUUUCUAGAGGUAAGGUAAUACAGUAGGCUGUGUCUUGAUUUUAUUUCAGUUGACCUAGAUUGAGGUUAAAAUGUAUAGACCUAUAUUCUCAUGUGACCACAAUUAAACAUUUUUGAAAAUUGUGUACAAACAUUACAUUGGUCUAUCUAUCUAAUAACGGACUAUUUUGUUUUGUAAACAGACUAUCAUUUUACUGGGGAGGUUUCAGGUUUGUUCAAUUAUUGUUUUGUGUCCUAUUAGGUGAUGAACACACCUAUGAGGGCUCCUUGGUCGACAACUAUGAGCAUUCAGGAUACCCACAUCCCAGGUAAUAACUACAACAUAGAAAAGUUCCUCCCAUCUGGUCAAAAGCCAGAGUUUGGUCUAAACCUUCAUAACCCCUCUAUGCCCCCUCCAAAUGGCUUAUAUGCAUCACCAAACCAUUUUUCAAGAAUAAUGUGAAAACCCUCUUAUUAUGGCUGAUAGGGGGCACUGUGUUGAAGCCACCAUGCCUCCAUCUUGGCACAAUAUUUUGGAAGCUACAUUCGUUUUUGCGACGUUUAUUAUAUUACAGACACUUUAAUGCAUACUUUUAAAAUUAUAUUAUGUGAGCUAAACAAAAGUACAAAAUGAAAAAAUAUAUUAAAAAAAUUUCUUUAAAAUAUAAUUAUUUUACAUUACUAAUGUUACUGUCCCCACUACAACACAAACAUAAUUUUGUCCUUGAAACUUUUAAUUGAAAUACUGUAGAAUUCCAUUCAUUCCUAUGGAGGACUGUUCCUACUGGUGAGUGCCAUUAUGGCCCACCUUUGGCUUCAAAGCCUCUCAAUAGCCAGUAGAUCGCAUCAGCAAUCCAGGGUUUAUACAUCAUUGGGUGGAAAUCGACUGAGGUAUGGUCAGAUGAUAAAGUAUUUGAAUACCCGCCUGGAACCAAAAUAUACACUAAGUGUACAAAACAUAAGGAACAACUUCCUAAUAUUGAGUGUGCACACCCUUUUGUCCUCAGAACAGCCUAAAUUCGUUGGGUCAUGGACUCUACAAGGUGUCAAAAGCGUUCCACAAGGAUGCUGGCCCAUGUUGACUCCAAUGCUUCCCACAGUUGUGUCAAGUUGGCGGGAUGUCCUUUGUGUGGUGGACCAUUCUUGAUACACACAGGAAACUGUUGAGCAUGAAAAACCCAGCAGCGUUGCAGUUCUUGACACAAACCGGUGCGCCUGGCAGCUACUACCAAACCCUGUUCAAAGGCACUUAAAUAUUUUGUCUUGCCCAUUCAGCCUCUGUAUAGCACACAUACACAAUCCAUGUCUCAAUUGUCUCCAGGCUUAAAAAUCAUUAUUUAACCGGUCUCCUCCCCUUCUACACUGAUUGAAGAGGAUUUAACAAGACAUCAAUAAGGGAUCAUAGCUUUCACCUGGUCAGUCUAUGUCAUGGAAAGAGCUGGUGUUCUUAAUGUUUUGUACACUCAGUGUAUAGUCAGAUACUAACUACUACUACAGUACAAACUCUAUAGUAUGUUUCUACCUUUGACAUGAACUAACCUGUAGAAUGCAAACAUUUCCCUCUCACUUGCCUCACUUAAACUGCUCCCCAUUCCUCGCUGGUAGAGGAAUACCCACCGGAGCCCACUCACAGCUAUGAGGAGCAGCAACCCUCAUCUGGAUAUGACCCCUAUGCACCAGCCCCCACCAGUGUGAGCAUGAUCACAGAGGACUCCUACCCCUACACCACCACUACACAGGUGAGGGGAAGUCAAGGGGGCAAAGUAUGUUAUGUGUAAUGGCAUGUCAUGUAACAUUGUGUUCUGUCAUGUAAUGUGAUAUCAUGUUAUAACUGCAGGUGCCAUACGAGCAGGAGCCCUACUACGAAGAGUCGCUCCAGGCCCCUGGUGGUGGGGAGGCUUCUCUGGGGGAGGAGGGGCCAACCGACUGUAACUGUGAGCCAGGAGAGCCAGGGUUCGCUGGGUUUGCAGGGCCCAAGGUAGGACGAAGGCUCUAACCUAACGCUCAACGCCAUGCAAAUGUCAUUUAGAACCUUAUAAACAGCAAACAUCCAUUUACUUUGCUGAUUAAUGCUGAUUAAAUGGCAUUUAUAUAGCGUUCACUAGGCCUUUAAGUGAUUUGUAUUGUAUGGGGGUAACUCACCCUAUCCACCACCAUCCUGUGGUAUCCUUCUGUUUUAUGGACUAAACAAAAUAUCUGUCUGUGUGUGUCUGUCUGUCUCUGUGUCGGUGUGUUUCUGUCUGUCCAUCCGUCCAUCUAGGGAGCCAGAGGACUGCAAGGUAAAGAUGGCUUCCCUGGGGCUCAAGGACGGGAGGUGAGUGUUAAUCGCUGUAUAAUCACUUCAUCAAAUUCAUAGUGCAUGCCAAAUUACACCCUCCAUUGUGCUUAAUUAAUGAAUCAUUGCACAUAUCCCUAUUGGAGGAAUGCUGUUGAUAUGGUUCCUGUGUUCAGGGGUACAAAGGAUUCAAAGGAGUUCUAGGAAGAGGCGGAGACACAGGGCCUGAGGUGAGGAAGUAAAACAUGUAAAAUAAAAGAGCUCACACAAAUACCCAAAGCAGCCUUAGACACUAUCCAACUCCCUAAGCGAGGCUUGAACCCAGGUUGCCCAAUCCCACAGCAAACACGCUUGCCACAACCUCAAGAGACAUACAGUAUCUGCCUGUAAUGUUUGUAACUCACAAAUUAUGGUGUCAACAUUACACUAUUGAAUUUGACUCAACAGCUGUAUUGACCUUUGUCAUCUCUACAGGGUGACUCUGGGCCUGAUGGGGAGGACGGUGCUUCUGGUUUCUCUGGAGCCCAGGUAAGUAAAAGGCCUCCAGAGAAUAUCACAGAUGUAAUGUAUGUCUUUCUUUCAUUGUUUUGGGCUGAUCUGUUUCUAUUCUCUGGUCUAAAUUCUGAGACAUGGCACAAGCAAUGUAACAUUUUUCUAUAUUGAUUAUGGACAGUAGAUGGCGAUCUCUUUAUUAUUCAGAACUGGAGAGUGGAACUGUUGUGUAGUUGAGGUUAGAGGCUGAGCUUCAACAACUAGGAUGGCCCUUUCUCUUUCUCAUUCUCUCCCUUGGUCUAUAUUUUAUUCCAUUAUUUCGCACCUUGUCUCUCAUUCUUACUCUCUUCCUACAGGGCUUGCCUGGUCUUCCUGGCGAUCCAGGUGAGACUGGGGUGCUAGGACUGAAGGUAAAGACCCUUCCUCAAAACCAGUCUGCCAUCCUACAAAAUAUGUAUCACAUCAAACAAAAUCACCCUCUACCUAAAAAGCCAUUAUAACCCCAUAUCAAAAACAGUGUGGCCCUUCACAAAAUCUAAUUUGAAUGUUCACUAAUAACAGGCCAAGCCACCAUAAUGUUUGUCUAAAGUUUAAACCUACAAGAAACAGCAUGACAUUACAUAAAACCUCUGUUGUACCACCGAUAACCAAUAUGACAUCAUAGGGAACCAGUAUGACAUCAAGGAAUUCCAAAAUGACAUCACUGAGUACCAGUGUGACAUUACAGAGAACCAGUAUUGCCGCGGUCAAGACAACUUGGAACUCAGAAACUCUUAAAAACUUGUAGAAAAAUGAGGCCCAAGUUUUCCACUUGGAAAAUAUCAGAAUUGACCAACAGGAAGCGCUACGCAAAAAAAGUACGUACAUUUGAACUCAGAGGUUCCGAGUUUCUGAGUUGUCUUGAAAGCACCACAGAUCACUAGUAUGACAUCACAGAGAACUGGUCUGACACCACAUAAUUCAGUAUUGAGGCCAAUCGAACUCGGCCAAAACAAUGGAAUUGCCAUGGAAACGUGUGGGGGAAAGGGCCGUGGAGGAAAGAUCCUGAAACUCCUCAUUGCCCGUAGCAAAAAUAGCCUACAUUUAGCCUAUUGUUUAUAUGUGAAUUACACACUAUGUUUAGGUAAAAAUCUGAGUAUACUGGUUGUAUGGAUUUCAACCCCAACACAUGUUCCUGUCAUCUUCACCAAUCGACUGCAGUACAGUUAAAAAUGACUUUGACUACCACCACCGAUUUAUGUAUGCUAGCUAUGCUAACCAGCUUAUAUACGAACGGGAGUUAGCAUUUAGCAUUCACUUCUUCUAAACCUGAAAAGGGACAACUUGUAAAUAUUAUGCAGCGAAAACCAAAUAUAUCCAAAUCGCAUUUAAGUAACCACAUUGUGACCCUGUUACGAAUAUCCACUUUGUUAAGUCAGAUUUGAUGAAUGUGUGCCAAUAUGGUCAAUGGAACGGUCUGCGUUUCAUUGACUCCUUUACCGCAUCCAUCAGGUAGACCCCAAAACCUGCAAAAAGGUAUGACAUUAUAAACCCCCACUGUACCACAGAGACAUCGCAGAGUACCAGCAUGACAUCAUAGAAUACCACUAUGCCAUCACAGAUAUCAGCUAAUUACACCCCAAAAAAUCUUAAUUGACAAUUUGAAGCUCUCUCUAUGCCUGACUGUGUUCCCUAUUCUCAACAGGGUGACAUCGGUAUGGAGGGGCCACGCGGAGGAGUGGGGGUUCCGGGUGAGACUGUGAGUAUUGACACAAUGCAGCUGUUAUGUUUUGUAUGUAACCAUAUUUGGUUUGAUAUCAGGGAUUUUAUUUCAAUUAAUCUCAAAGAAACAAAGAAACAAUCCAAAGGUUAUUAUUGUGUAAUUACCAUUGUACCAUGGAUUUUCUAAGGAAAUCCACUACCUGGUCAUUUCUGUAGCGUAAAAUAAAGUGCUUCCUCAAAUGAGUGUAAGGAAAUUUGAUACAAAAUCCCCAGCAUGUUUCUGUCUUAGUUCUUUGUCUUUUUUCUAGGGUCCAAUUGGUGAGGCAGGGCCUGGUGGUCUUGAUGGAACUGGAGGUAUCAAGGUAAACAUGGUGGCCACCACAACUCAACAUUGUCCACUCACAACAGUUGCCACCGCUCAGUGUUGCAACCACAACUCAGCACACUCUAUCUUCUCAACAUGUUCAAAUCAAUUAUUCACUCAGCUCCUUACACAGCUCUCACUAGAAGCAAUACUAAGACUUUAUGAUGUGAAAGCCUCUAAAAGGCUAUGUGAUGUGGUCAUUUCCAUUUAACAUAUAAACAACAUACAAAUGAUUGUAAUUUGUUCUGGCCAUGUUGAGACAUCUUUUUUUCCAACCUUUCUUCUCAGGGAUCAACUGGAGCAGAAGGGAAACAGGGUCCUGAGGGAGCAGAAGGGGAAAAGGUAGCGCCAUUCAACCUGGCUUUGUGACCAUUGUUAACUAAACCAUGGUUGAAUAACUAAUUAUUUAAAACAAAUCUUAUGAUUUUCCUGUCUAAAAUGUCUUCCAUCUCAUCCGUUCUCUUCCACAGGGUCAGAUUGGAGCACCUGGAUUCUCAGGGGACCAUGGGGAGAUGGGCUAUAAUGUAAGAUGGACGUCUGUCUAUCUGUCACACCAUUCAUCUCUCCAGUUGGACCUCUUGUUUGUCCUUCUCUACAAAGACUAUGCUAUUCCCUACAUGGAGGGAGACCAUUAAUUCUAACUUUCUUUUUCUUUCUGUGUUUUAUAGGGGUAUCCUGGAGAGCCAGGAGGCAGAGGAGAGACCGGUCACAAGGUAUGUUUAGGGGGACAUGAGUAGUGUUGUUUUCACAGAAAGUACUCUGGUUGCUUUCAAAAGUCAUUGGCCCUUACUCUUCACAGAAACGACUCUGAUUCCCCCAAGAUUUCUGUGUGUUUAUGGUUGUUUUCCCUAAACUGCAUACUGUUAUUUUCACUGAAGGUUUUGGUAUUGUUGAUUUUGUGAGUCAUGUGGCUGUUAGCACUUCCUCCACAUGGUAGAUUAGAUUGAUACUGUAGUAGCAAUGUCUCCCUUGCUCUCUUCUCUUCCACUUUCUGUUUUCUUUGUAUCUCUCUUUCCUCUCUCUCAGGGUGACCAAGGCCCAGGGGGCAUGCCAGGCAGUGACGGGGAGCCUGGAGAGGAUGUGAGUAACAGUAUGAUAACCACUAAAUUAGUAAUAAAUCGGUAAGGAAUCAGUUGAUGGGAUUUCUCCUAUCAAACCACAUUUACUGUUUAUUUUCCAGGGUCCACUUGGAGUUCCUGGGGUGAUCGGCUUUCCUGGAGAGUUUGGACAAAAGGUAAAGUGAAGGAGAAUUGCAUGCUGGGUAUCAAGAUGACAUCAUCACAAUGGCUGUAUAAUCCAAACAUGUCUAGUUGACCUCAUCUGCUGUUAUGACAUGGAUGUCAUUUGCUAUACUGUACAGUACAUUUAUUCAUAUCAAAUCAAAUGUUAUUUGUCACAUGCGCCGAAUGCAACAGGUGUCGACCUUACCGUGAAAUGCUUACUUACAAGCCCUUAACCAACAAUGUAGUUUUAAGAAAAUAAAACAUAUUUACUACAUAUACUAAAACUGGACAUGUACUUUUAAUACUUAAAUGAAUACUUUGUGAAUAAUGGCCAGUCUUCCCUCCUAGGGCGCGAAAGGGGAUCGUGGUGUGAGGGGACCUCCUGGGAGAGUAGGAGCUGGGGUAAGACAGGCUUUAUAACCACUGUGUGAGGUGCUCUAAUCUCAAUCACAUGGACACAGUAGACUAUAGAUCACAAUACAUACACUGUCACUUCCACAUUCCUCAGUAAAUUCCCCUCAGUGUUGUUGUUAAUCAGAUGUAAAUUCCAUGUUGCUUGAGGGUUUUGUGUGGGUGGACAGACACCCAUGUGAUAUUGUUGACAGUCAAAACAAGAAAGGUAACAGAUCUAUUAGUAAAGUCCCUGAAAAGGUUUCAGUGUCAGGUAAAAACACAGAUGGUCAUGCUGGUUUUUGUUAAAAACCCCAGCAUAACUGUCAGAGAUGUUAUGGCAAGAGUACCGUGUAUCUUGUUAUAAGUUUAAAAUUAAGAAUGAUCUGUCAUUGGAAUUUAAAUUCCUCUUUAAAUAAGGUUCUUAUUCUAAAGUGUGUGUGUAUUUGUAGCAGUUUACCUAUGUGUAUUUCAUAUUAUAGGGGCCUCAAGGAUAUAGAGGAGAUGCAGGAGUUCCAGGGAAACCAGGACCUAAAGGCCUGCAGGCCCAGCCUGUGUGUAUAUGUCAUUACUCAAACAUUGUCAUUAUCACUACAAUUAUCAUCAUUGACUUUUGAUGAUUAUGCAAUUGUUGAUUUAAUGCUUUGUUUCUAGGGAGCCAAGGGGGAGACAGGACCCGAUGGUGAGAAGGUAACCUUUUGUUUACGUUCCCCAUCAGACUGCUAAAUUACCAGUCAAUUUCUCACAGUUAAUCAAGCGCACACACACACACACACACACACACACACACACACACACACACACACACACACACACACACACACACACACACACACACACACACACACACACACACACACACACACACACACACACACACACAUACACACAUACACACACACACACACACACACACACACACACCAGUAAGUGAAAGUGGAUGUGUAUUGGUCAUCUGCUGUUUAUGUUUGGGUCUUUCCUUUGUGACUGAUAAGCUGUAAUAAGCAGUCCUAUCAUUGCCAUGGCAUCUUACUGACUCAUCUAAUGUGCUGAUUGUUCCUUCCUCAGGGUGGGGUUGGAAGAACUGGAGUGAAGGGAGGGAAAGGAGACAAGGUAAUCAUGUGACAAUGGCGAGGCGACGUCACUCUCUCAUCUGUCUACUUCCUGUUUCCAUUGAUGUAGUGGGACUGUUUUUCUUCUUACCAAAAAUGUUUCUGUUCCUCUUUCCAAACAGGGAAGUUUUGGAGCACGUGGUGACAAAGGACAGGUUUGUAUCCUCCAUUCUGUGAAAGUAUGAGUUUUUUUCACCCUAACUCAUUCUAUGUCACAUAAAAACCACAAUACUGACACCAUAGGUUGUUCCUAGAUGACAGCAGACACAACAGUACAUACUGUACAGACUUUUUGUGUUCAGUGACUGAACAGUGUCCCCCCUCUCUCUGUCUCCCUCCUUCCCCUCAUCUCUGAAUGGCAGCAAGGGGAGAGAGGUACCAUCGGCCCUGAUGGCAUUGUUGGACGAAAUGGACCCCCCGGCAUUCCAGGCUCCAGAGGAGAGCCAGGUCCAGGCGGUGACCUGGGCGUCAAAGGUGGCUCUGGACCUAAAGGAGUGCCAGGUGCCCCUGUGCGUAUCAGGAGCCAACCCCAGUCUAUCUGGAGGAAGGGUCUCCCCCUUAUUUUACAUGAACACAUAUCUAGCAAAAACGUUUACUGACUGAUUGUUUGAUUCCUUCCAUCUGGAUCCAGUGCCUAUUUUACCUCAGUAGAACGGAGGAAGAGGAAUGAAGAGCGGGAAAAUAAACACUAUAUCCUUCUGUUGACAGACAGGGAGACUGAAGGACUGUUGGUGGUUUUGAUAGGUUUACCUGCUGUUGACAGACAGGGAGACUGACAGACAGUUGGUGGUUUUGAUAGGUUUACUUGCUGUUUCAUUUUGAGUUUAGACCAGUGUCAUUUUAUGACCGUUUGACUACCUGAGUUUUUGCUGUAGGCUAUGUGACGAAGCAACACUCAGUAAGCCUGUCCUCAUGCUGAGGUCUGUGUCUGUGGCCAGCACUGAUGUAACAGAUCCCUGUAACUGGACGGACAGACACAGACAGACAGACACUAUUAUUAAUGUUGUUGUGUACCUCUCUGUGUCCUGCCUGCGUCCUUCACUGGCUGACCUGACUGCUCAAUACCGUCUACAUUACAUCAUAGAUUACAGUCAGGAUGUCUAUAUGAUGAAAACACGACCGCUUUUAUUCAGGUCAAGAAACAAGCCUGAAGAUUUGGGGGUUGGCUACUUUUGUAAUAGUGUUUAGUUGAUUGAUACAAUAAUAUACUAAAUAUUUGUAUGCGUAACUUCUUCUAUUUAGGCUAGAUGGUUAAGGUAUGUUAUUGUCUGUUACUAGUUGGGGGGCCAGUAUGAAAAAAAUAAUUAAAAAAUGUAUGCACUAACUGUAAGUCGCUCUGGAUAAGAGCGUCUGCUAAAUGACUAAAAUGUAAAUGUAAAAUGAUUGAUCGAUUGAUUACUUGCUUGGUUGAUUGAUUGCCAGCUUUUUGACCUCAGGGCCCUGGGCUGACAGAUGAGCAGGUAUUGCAGCUAUGUAAAGGAGUGGUGACAGCCCAGAUCUCCCAGUAUGCUGCUUCCAUCCGGGCCAAGUGUUCCCAAGGAUGCCCCAUCAACAACCGCACACUCAUUGGGCCGCCCGGAACCAGGGGACCAACUGGAGAAUCAGGCAAACCCGUGAGUCACACAGCCCCCAAACCAACCCCUAUCUACUAAGGAAGGCCUUUAGUCCAAACGAUAAUAAGGUCUGUUAACCUCUCUCUCUCUCUCAGGGUAAAGCGGGCAAAGCUGGAGCCAAAGGAGCCAGGGGCAUCCAAGGGGACACAGGAAUGGAUGGUCAGAAGGGGGCAGAGGGUGAAAGAGGUAUGUACUCCAAUAGACUUAGUUCAACCAAACUUGAUUACUGGUAAACAAAACCUUGAUCACUAAGGCUCAUUUCAAGUGAAAAUGAGUGGAGCUCCUUUGUAGUGGCAUAGCUUCAGAGUUCACCCACAAGCUCUGUUUUACUCCACAGGUACAAAAGGUCUGAAAGGAAAGGGGGGUGAGCCUGGUAAAGGUCUGCCAGGACACGAUGGGCAUCAAGGCCUCAGAGGUAGGACACUGUUUACACUGGUGUGAAACUCUCAGGUCUACCUCAAAAUUGAUUGUCUUAGAAUUGUUGGAAAGUAUAUGUAACUCACUUCCAGAUUCACUUGAAAAGGGAUUGUGUGGUUUUUAUUCAACAUUUAUGUUAGCAGGAAGUCUUCUUUUUCAAGAGAACUGUUAAGAUGCCACCUCCAAUUGUUAAUUUCUUUCCCCCACAGGGCUGCCAGGCCACCCAGCAGAGCCAAAGAAAGGUAUGGCAGGUCCCAGAGGGCCCCGUGGUUUCACAGGCGCUUUGGGCCAGCCUGGCAUGGCGGGCAACGCAGGAGUGCCCGGCUUCUGUGAGGCACGGGACUGCAGCAUUCACGCGCCUGUGAUGCGCAAGGAGCAGGGCCUGGUGAAGGGACCCCACAAUCUAAGCCCCAAGAUCUAACCCCAAGAAGGAGCUUCAGAAAGGGGUGAAGGAAUGGUCCACGAUGAGGAGUCAUAUUGGACAGUUGCGCCAUGGCAACGUUGGGGUUAAUUCCAUUCACAUCUUAGCCAAACCAGGAAUUGAAGUUGACAUUGAGUUUUGAACUGGGAAAUGACCAAUGUGUACAGCAUUGAUCUUUUUGAAUUUCUGCACAGAGAAAUGAACCCAACCUUGACUGCAUUCCAUCUGAGCCAAGCAACGCUCCCAAUUAACUCUAAUGUUUAGGCAUAAUUGAUAACUUUUUCGCUAGGCCAAAAAUACAUUAUUAAUUUUUUAUGCAGAAACAAAAAAGAAAAUUGUCUUCCCCCAAGCAAACCAUAAGUAAAGGGGCUUGAAAAACUG
Molecule: messenger RNA, 16584 nt
Organism: Coregonus sp. 'balchen'
Lineage: Eukaryota; Metazoa; Chordata; Actinopteri; Salmoniformes; Salmonidae
Source: the annotation of a GenBank genome assembly